CGCUCGAUGGCAACGAAGCUCAGCGCGUCCGCGCUCCUGCAGGAGAUGGAGGACGCCAAGCGCGCUGUGGCCGCUGCUCGCGAGCAGUGCGAGCUUGCGCGAAGCGUCGUGGAAGACGCGCGGGCUGACUACGCCCAGGCGAAUGAGGCACGGCAAGCCUACGGCCACGAUGUGGACGCCCUCUCGAGCCAGCUCGACGCGACUCUAGCCAAGGUGCUGCACGCGCCCGAGUUUGUCAUCGAGUUCCAGGCCAAUAUCGGCUGCUACCAGUGCUACGUGCACAUUGCGCUCGAGGGCGCGACGCCGACGCUCGUGACUAAUGCCUCAAAGCACGGAAUCCAGCUCCGCGUGCAGGACACGACAAUUUUCAAGGCCACGCUCGCGUACGCCGUCGACCCCAAGUACAGCUCGGUGCGUGUGCAAAAGGACCACGUUCAUUUGCGUCUGCCGCUGACAAGCGCCGCCAAAGAAGACCGCAAGACAGCCAUGACGGCUGGCAUGGCGGCCCGGACUUUGUCGCGUGCUGAGCUUGAUGUGCGCAAUUAUACCGAGCUCCAGUGCCGGUGCUGCGGCCAAGUCAUCUCAAACGUCGACCGGCCGUUCAACAAGGUGCUGCCGCUACCGUCGUCCAACUGGAUGGAGAUGGUCGACUUUUGGGGCGCGGCCGAAGGCGCGUUCGAGCAUAUUCCCAAGGACGGGAUCCACGCCGCGCUCGACCGCGUGUACGUCGGACAGUCGGACCUCCUCGUGCACCCCGAGAACGUGCACGCAGAGAUGGAGCGUCACAUGGCGAGCGUCCGUUGCAUGCGCUGCCACACGGUCCUCGGGUCCCAAGACGACCCUUCGAUUGGCAUUACGUUGCAAAAGUACCUGUUGCAAGCCAACGACAUCUUUGACGCGUACUCGAGCGACAGUGUGAUUGUGACCAAGCUCCUCGAGGUCAUCGAGUCGGAAGGCUUCUUCCGCUUCGACCUCGUGCCCAGCGAUGCGGACGCGCCCAAUGUGCCCCUUGCGCUGCAGGUGUUGAGCUGGGACGCGACGAUCCAGACGUCGGACAGGAGCGCGGCCCAGAAUGUCGUCAAGGUGCUCUUCACGACGACGCCGGUCGCCGACGACCGCUUGCCCACAAAGGAGCUCGCGUUUCCGUCCGACCUCCUCGAGACGGUCACAACGCGCUUGGCCACGAGCGCCGAGUUGUUGCCGGCGUCGCUCACGGGUCUCAACAACCUCACCCUCGGGUUCCUCUUUGGAUAAGCCAAGUAGGUGCACUGUAAAACAACGCAACUCGAUGGGUAUGUGACGCAA
Molecule: messenger RNA, 1305 nt
Organism: Saprolegnia diclina VS20
Lineage: Eukaryota; Oomycota; Saprolegniomycetes; Saprolegniales; Saprolegniaceae
Exons: 3
Coding region: 7-1254 (415 amino acids)
Biological process (GO): protein autoubiquitination; protein monoubiquitination; proteasome-mediated ubiquitin-dependent protein catabolic process
Cellular component (GO): cytosol; nucleus; ubiquitin ligase complex
Molecular function (GO): cyclin binding; ubiquitin protein ligase activity; ubiquitin conjugating enzyme binding
Source: RefSeq, a predicted model, not a curated record